CGUUGCCAGGGAAGUUAGUGCUGUGUCAGUGACAUGAUGAGCCAUUUUUACAUUGUAGCAUCAGUUCACAACAAUACAUUUUUAAAUAAUUAGCAUUGACGUUAAACAACAAAACUGGUUAGUUAGCCACAUUAUAGCAAGCUGACUAGCAACGUUGUAACACUAGCAAAAAUGCGGCCACAAAGACAACAGACCAACAACAAUACAGCCAUUACAGGAAGGUGUCUUUCUCCCACGGUCAACAGCUAUAAACUGCACUUUACAGCAGUGAACUCUCAAAUACCAGAGAGAAAUGUUCAGAGACCACUGGACGUCCGAUGGUCUAAAGACUUUACAAACAGGAUAAACAUGGACACCAUGAAAAUUAAUCCACCAAGACAAGACAGCAAGCUUAAUGCAGACCGUGGCGGCGGCAGGCCUCUCCACACCCCUGUGCUGGCGUUUGUCAGUGAGUUUAUGGGCCCUGAGCGUCCCCUCCUACCCCCUGCUGCUGCUCUACCCAGUGGGCAGACUGGUGACCUGGGGCCACAGCCACACAGAGUGAAGCCUAGGAGAGCAACCCACAGUGCAGGGGCCAUCAACUCCCACAGUACCUCACCCCUCACCCUGACAACUGGACCAGGUGAUGCCAUAUCAUUGAGUGAGAAUUCUCCCUCUAGUUUUCCAAUUGCCUUUCGUUCCUGUGAUGAUUGUGCUUUGAGUCCUGAGCGACUAGAUUUGGACAGGCGUGGUCUGGAGGAGUGUCCCCUGCUGGAGGGCAUGGGUAGGCUGCGGCUGCUUAACUUUCAGCACAACCUCAUCACGCACAUCCACAAUCUGUCUCAUCUGCGGCACCUGGCUUUCCUAGACCUGUAUGACAACCACAUCUCCCAGAUGUCUGGCAUCUCAGCCCUGGCCUCUCUCAGAGUGCUUAUGCUGGGCAAGAACAGAAUCCAGAGGAUAUGCAGUCUGGAUAACCUGACUAAACUAGAUGUUCUGGACUUGCAUGGCAAUCAGAUCUCCCAGAUAGGGAACCUCUCCCACCUGUCUGAGCUGCGCGUGUUGAACCUGGCAGGGAACUGCAUCUCCAGGGUGGACAACCUGCAGGGCCUGGACUCACUGACCGAGAUCAACCUGAGACGCAACUGCAUCUCCACUGUGACAGAGGUGGACCAGCUGCCCUGCCUUCAGCGCCUCUUUCUCAGCUGCAACAGCAUUACCAGUUUUGAUGAGCUAGCCUGCCUGGGAGAGUCGUGCUCCCUUUCUGAGCUCACCCUGGAUGGGAACCCAGUAGCCCUGGAGACAUGGUACAAGCAGGCCGCCCUGCGCUGUGUGCUUCAACUCAGACAGCUGGACAUGAAACGUGUCACGGAGGAGGAGAGACGUAUGGCCUGCGUCACGGCCCGGAAGGAGGAUGAGAAGAAGAGGGAGAGUCACAAGCAGGCCAUGCACAAGAGUCCUGCUCAUGUUGCGCCUCAGCAGUUCUACACUCAACUUGGACUCAAGUCUCAGGACUCCUCAGUGACAAGCAAGGAGAAGCGGCGUUUGGCCAUCCGUAAUGCAGCACUGCAGUGGGAGGGGGUCAGGGCCUGCCUGGAGCUCCCGGCUCAGAACGGAGCCAAGGAGGAAAUCAGCCCUGAGGCAAGCCCCGCCCACAGUCCCGCCCAGACCAAUGGCCUUGCACUGGAACCUUCUCCGGAUGAGCAGCUCAGACGGGUGAGUCCGCUGUCGGCUCCGGACAGGCCAACAGGGGGCAGUGAGACCCGGAUACGCUCCACCAGUCGCCCCAACAGUCCUCGAGACCCCAAGUUGGUGGGUGGAGGGUUGGCCAGGCUCCUGGAGGCAGGGGGUGCCAACCUGCAGAGCCUCUCCCUGUCAGACAGCCACCUGGCGGAGCUGGAUGGGGAAACCCUGCGCCUGUUUGGCCUCGGGGCCCUGGAGGCCCUGGAGAGAGGCUGGGGGGUCCAGACUGCAGGGGCCGUCACUGUCAUAGCCUUCCGCUACAUCCACUUUGAUGCGAUCGUGCCAACACUGCCACGCAUAAGGGUCAAGUUCCCUAACCUAUCUCACCUGAUUUUCCUGGAAACCAACAUCAGCCGUCUUCCCCAGCUGGCUGCUCUGGCCCAGGUGAGACGUCUGGACCAGCUGACCAUCCACCCAGUGGGGAACCCUGUAGUCAGCCUUUCCCUGUGGAGAUCCUUCCUCAUCUAUCGCCUGCACCACUUCAACCUGCACAAGAUCAACAACCUGGAGGUGACCAUGAAUGACAUGAUCUCUGCAGAGCGUCUGUUUGGGACGCUGGGUCAUAUCGCUGCCACCGAGACACCACGCUGCCGCCUGCUAGUACUGCUGGAGGAGUCCAGGAAGCGUCAGCUGCAGUUUCUGUUGGAGGGGCGUGGGCGCCGUGCAGGCUUGAGCCCAGAGGAGCUGCGUGACAACGGCAAGCUGCUGGGAGAGGGCCUGAGCAGAGCCCUGUUCAACUACCCCAGUAGAGACUGCUGCAGUGUGGGAGCGGAGAGCCCAGAGGAGGGUGCUAUGGAGUCGUCAUCGGAGCGCGGAGCCAUGAUGGAGCAGUACAUACAGGCUCAGGUCCAGAGGGCAUCUGACACCAACCUGAAGAGGGAUUCCCUCCACAAGCUGUGGCCCUCCAUGUUCAUGGAGAUGGUGAGAGACUGUGUGCUGGAGAUGAGGGACCGACCGGCCUUCCGUCAGGCCUGCCUCAACAGGCUCUCCACACAGGGAAAGUGAGAGGGUGAGGGGUAGAGACCUGGUAAAACUCCAUAAGACCUACAGUACAGCAAACUGGACACAUACUGGAAACAGGUAGAGCAUACUGGACAUAUACUAGAAACAGGUACAGCAUACUGGACACAUACUAAAAACAGGUACAGCAAAAUGGACACAUACUAGAAACAGGUACAGCAUACUGGACACACUAGAAACAGGUACAGCAUACUGGACACAUACUAGAAACAGGUACAACAUACUGGACACAAUAGAAACAGGUACAGCAUACUGGACACACUAGAAACAGGUACAGCAUACUGGACACAUACAUACUGGAAACAGGAUACUGGACACCUACUGGAAACAGGUACAGCAUACUGGACCUACUGGAAACAGGUACAGCAUACUGGACCACUUCUUCUACUACAGCAUAUUGGACACUCUCAUGCUGCUCUGUCUCACCACGUUAACUCGUCUUCAUCAUCACGUGGUCAGUCAGUCAGGUUUUGGGGAAUUUUGGGGUUCGAUUCUUUUCAUAACUGGAAAAACGUAUUCAGAUCGAAGAUGGAUGUGGAUUUUUUUUUAAAGGCAAUUUUGGGGGGGGUUCUCACCAGCCGGGCCUCAUAAGCUUGAAUGCUCAUUAUCAUGGAAAAGACAAUAUUGAUGCUUGUUCUAUACUCUGUUCUUCCUAUUCAACUUGAUUCCAGGAUGCACAGAGCUAUAGAGCUAUAUACUUGAGAAAGUCAUUGUGAGCGUACAUUGUCAUCCCUAAAGAGGAACACUCUUUGCACUUUAAAGCCUUCAUAAAGACCCUGUUCAUGAUCUCCAGCUGAAGAUUACAAUGAGUGUGUCCCAUUGAGCCUAGGAUGAUUGUGUCAUGAUAAUCCUCUUCUUAAUGUUACUCUCUCUCUCUGCCUGGCGUGAUGACAAGGGCACAAAAUACACAUUUUCUUUUCGGACCACUCAUUUUCUGUAUUGUACUUAGUAAUAAAAUAUUCCUUAAC
Molecule: messenger RNA, 3710 nt
Organism: Salvelinus namaycush (lake trout)
Lineage: Eukaryota; Metazoa; Chordata; Actinopteri; Salmoniformes; Salmonidae
Product: leucine-rich repeat-containing protein 49-like
Exons: 20
Coding region: 172-2727 (851 amino acids)
Molecular function (GO): protein binding
Source: RefSeq, a predicted model, not a curated record